AUGUUCCGCCGCGCUACAUCCACUUUCCUCUCCCGCGCCGCCACUCGCCGCUUCUCCACCGACGUGGCUACCCCCACCACCAAUUCCUCCUUCGUUGAAGCGUGGAGGAAAGUUAGCCCCAAUAUCGAUCCACCUAAGACGCCUCUCGAAUUCCUCAAAACUCGUCCACCUGUUCCUUCUACCAUCCCUACCAAACUCACUGUUAAUUUUGUUCUUCCCUAUCAUUCUCAAUUGGCCGCUAAAGAGGUUGACAGUGUUAUAAUCCCAGCUACAACCGGUGAGAUGGGCGUUCUCCCAGGACACGUCGCAACAAUCGCAGAGUUGAAACCUGGGGUCCUUACUGUACAAGAAGGAACUGAUACAACCAAGUAUUUUGUAAGCAGUGGUUUCGCUUUCAUCCAUGCAAACUCUGUUGCUGAUAUUAUUGCUGUAGAGGCUGUACCAGUGAACCAACUUGAUGCAGACCUAGUGCAAAAGGGUCUUCAAGAGUUCACUCAGAAACUCAACUCCGCAACAACGGACUUGGAGAAAGCUGAAGCUCAGAUUGGAGUUGACGUGCAUAGCGCUCUCAACUCAGCUCUUACAGGCUAA
This is a messenger RNA of Vicia faba (fava bean), 591 nucleotides long. The record is from the annotation of a GenBank genome assembly. Lineage: Eukaryota; Viridiplantae; Streptophyta; Magnoliopsida; Fabales; Fabaceae.